Trichobilharzia regenti is the source of this 1180-nucleotide messenger RNA. The record is from the annotation of a GenBank genome assembly. Lineage: Eukaryota; Metazoa; Platyhelminthes; Trematoda; Strigeidida; Schistosomatidae.
CCGAGUUUGAGUCGAGAUUUUGUUUAAGUCGGUUUAGUGUUAAGUCAAUUAGGUAUCUGACCUUUGAUAAGGUUGUUGGCGUUACACGUGUAGGGUGUUGUUUUUCUGUGGAGGAUGCGUUUCAUAGUUACAGCUUUAACUGCUUAACAGUGACGUUACACAGACACUUCAUCUCCAAACACUUUCUGUGCUGGGAAUCAACUAUUCAUGAUAUACCUUACCCUUAUCGCUAGGGUGGCUGACGGCCUUCCGCUGGCUGCGACUAUUCAGGAAGAUGAUAAGCUGAGCCGGGAGGUCUUCCAAUAUCAAAAUCAGGCCAAAGCACUCGUAUGUCGCAUGACUCCCACCUCUCCUUCAAGAUGUUCUCUCAUUGCUGGUCCCUACUUGUUUCAUUACCUGCUAGACCGAGGCGUUUGCUACAUUAUCCUUACGGACUCUCAAUUCAAUCGGACGAAAGCUUUUGCUUUUCUAGAAGCCAUUCAAGCAGAAUUUUACGGUAAAUACUCUCAGCAAGUUCAGACAGUAUCACGGCCAUAUGCAUUCCUUGAGUUUGAUCAUGUCAUACACAAGACUCAGAAGACUUACAGUGACAGCCGGUCAUCAAAUCUCAACCAACUAAAUGUUGCGUUACAGGAUGUCCAAAGAAUCAUGGUACAGAACAUCGACGAUGUUUUACAACGCGGUGAAGCUCUCUCAACCCUCGAUGCUCGAGCAUCCAAUUUGUCUUCAAUGUCAAAGAAAUACCGUCAGGAUGCCUCUGCUCUCAAUUUGCAGUCAGCUUACGUGAAAUAUGUAUUGUUUUGCAUUCUUUUGCUAGCUGUGUUUACGUACUUUUAUAUUCGAUUUCUGUAAUGAGCCUGUGGUCGGAUAUUGCGGUUUCUUUAUUGUAGUAUUAUAAAUCAGUAUACCUAUAUUCAGAUUGUGAUGUCAUUAUUUAUUUGUCUUUGGACUCUUUAUUUGGUAAUAUGUCUGUUUUUUUGUUUUUUUCGAGGAACUAGGCUUUGUAAUUUUUACUUAAAAACAUUUUCCUGUGUAUUCAUUCAUAUAAUUAAUCUGGAUCCGCAACAGUUUCAGCUCCUUUGUUUUUUUUCUCUCCGAAGUGUGGUUGGUUUAUUUUCCACCUUUGACUUUGCUUUGCGCUGAAAAUAAUAAUAAACUAUGCUCAAACUAUGAUUUCUGA